This is a messenger RNA of Gavialis gangeticus (Gharial), 3809 nucleotides long. RefSeq names its product nuclear prelamin A recognition factor like (gene CIAO3). Gene Ontology annotation, cellular component: cytosolic [4Fe-4S] assembly targeting complex. Gene Ontology annotation, biological process: iron-sulfur cluster assembly. Lineage: Eukaryota; Metazoa; Chordata; Crocodylia; Gavialidae. The record is from RefSeq and is a predicted model, not a curated record. The transcript is spliced from 11 exons. Bases 43 to 1473 code for a protein of 476 amino acids. Gene Ontology annotation, molecular function: 4 iron, 4 sulfur cluster binding.
UCCCCGCGAGCGGCCGCCGCGCUUUACGGCAGAGCGGCCGGCAUGGCGUCUGUAUUCAGCGGCGCGCUGCAGCUCGCCGACCUGGACGAUUAUAUCGCCCCCUCGCAGGAAUGCGUAAAGCCAAUAAAAGUUGAAAAGAAACCUGGAAAAGCAGCAGCUAGGAUCCAAAUUGAAGAUGAUGGAAGCUACUUUCAGAUCAAUCAGGAUGGAGGAACAAAAAAGCUUGAAAAGGCUAAAAUUACCCUGAAUGACUGUCUAGCUUGUAGUGGCUGCAUCACCUCAGCAGAAAGUGUGUUAAUCACCCAGCAAAGCCAUGAAGAACUCUACAAAGCAUUAAGUUUUAAUAAGACAGCAGCUCCGAGUGAACAGAAGCUGAUUGUAAUUUCUGUUUCACCACAAUCCAGGGCAUCUCUAGCUGUGAGAUUUAAGAUGAAUCCUCUAGAAACAGCAAAGAAACUGACAGCUUUCUUAAAAAACCUUGGUGUGCACUAUGUGUUUGAUACAACUUUCUCUAGAAACUUCAGCCUCCUAGAGAGCCAGCGAGAGUUUGUGAAACGUUUUCGAAGGCAAACUGAAGACAAAAGGGCUUUGCCUAUGUUGGCCUCUGCCUGCCCAGGUUGGAUCUGCUAUGCUGAGAAAACCCAUGGAAGCUUCAUUAUUCCUUAUAUUAGUACAACCAAGUCUCCACAGCAGGUCAUGGGCUCUUUAAUCAAAGGCUAUUUUGCAGAACAACAGCAUUUAACCCCUGACCAGAUCUAUCAUGUGACAGUGAUGCCCUGUUACGACAAAAAACUAGAGGCUUCAAGGCCAGACUUUUUCAACCAACAGCAUCAAACAAGGGAGGUAGACUGUGUAAUUACGACGGGAGAAGUCCUGAAGUUGAUGGAACAAGAAGGGGUCUCCCUGUCAGAUGUGAGUGCUGCUGCUUUGGAUACUAUGUUUAGCAGCACAGCAGAAGAGGAGCUGCUUGGCCAUUCUGGAGGUGGGUCCGGCGGCUACCUGGAGCACAUCUACAGAUAUGCAGCCAAGGACCUCUUUGGGAUUGAAGUAGCUGAAGUGCACUAUAAGCCUUUAAAAAACAAGGAUUUCCAGGAGGUGACACUGGAGAAGGAUGGCGUGGUUCUGCUACAGUUUGCUUUGGCUUAUGGAUUUCGGAACAUACAGAAUUUAGUGCAAAAGCUGAAGCGAGGAAAGUCGCCGUACCAUUAUGUUGAAGUCAUGGCUUGCCCGUCAGGCUGUUUAAAUGGUGGCGGUCAGCUCCGAGCUGAAGGCGAACCCAGCAAGGAGUUACUUCAGCAAGUCGAGCAGUCGUAUGAGUCUGUCAGGACUGAAACUCCAGAGGCAAAUGGCAGCAUACAGGAACUGUAUGAACAGUGGCUGGGUGGCACAGCCACCGAUAAGGCUGGGAAAAUACUGCAUACGGAGUACCAUGCCGUGGAGAAAAUGAGCACUGGAUUUAAUAUCAAAUGGUGAAGAAGCGUCCAACCUGUGUGACUGCAAGUCUUUGAAACCAAGGCAUACUAUUACUCAGUUCCUUGUGAAAUCCUCCGAAGCCAGCGCACCCUCUAGAAACUUCUCUCACCACAGCUGGGUGUAUACAAUUUGAUUAGGACGUAAGUGGUAUGAUUAACUCAUUUUUAGAGCUUUGAAGGAUAUUUACAUGGUCUGAAUGGGAAAAGGUGUUUGACGCAUCUUUUAAAACAGAAGCAAUAAUGUCUAUUAGCUUCUGGUUCCUCCUUGUCAGCCCAAGCCUGCAUUCAUUUCACUUUCCCGUCCCUGUUGAAGCCAAUGCAGAAGUAGCCCUGGAGUCAGUUGUGGAUGUUCUUGAUGCCCAGAUAAAAUAUUACCAGGCCAAGACCUGAAUGUCACAUCUGCUGUAGUUUCACAGCAUGAAGCUGUAUAGCUGUGGCACUUAGGACAUUUGUCAUUUAGUGAGAACUGGGUUAAUAGUACCUUGGAUUCCAGUUCUGUGUUCCUGCUCAUGACUAGCCAUCCUUGGAGCCUGUCUGAUAUUUGUACUGCAUUUCAAGAGAGGCGAGUGUGUCACGGGCACAGACAGCAGAAGCCUAUAACAAUGUUAUCACGACAUCUAACGCUUGCAUGUUGCUGCCUGCUGAAACAUGACCUGAGUGAAUGUAAAGAAAAACCACUUGUGCCCUGUAACUAUUUUUGCACACAAACAUUCAUGAAUUAGCAGCUGGAUGUUAACCUUCUACUAGCCCCUCUGUCUCACUAAUGUUAGAGAAUAACCUUGCAUUCAGAUAAAAGAUAUCUUCCCUUAUACAGCACGUUUUCCAUGAGGGCAAUGCAGACCAGUCUCUUGUCAUUUCAGUACUAUCAUAACAGCCUCUGUUGACAGACAUUCUGUUGUAAAACAGCUGUUCCAGCUGUGAGAGUGGAGAGGAAUAGGCCAAAAUUUAUCACACCCAACAUUAAUAACCAUCCAUGACUAGUACCAAUGCCAGCUGUUUAACGUAAUGCACAAACUCACCCACUAGAUACCAGCCUACUUGUGCAGAAGCGUACUUGGUCUGUGUGUGUUAAACGAGCUGGUUUUGCUGUCUUUGAAAUUGUCCUGUUAGGGGUUUUGAGAACGAUACAUGUUGUUAAUGUGUAAACUGACCUUGCUCUUCCACCUUCGCUCAAGGUGAGUCUUGCUCGCUGCCUCAUUAGGUUUCCUUGUUUUAAAAUGGAAAGAGUUUAGCAACUGGCCUUUAGGAGCAGCUGAAGGGACCUUGUCAGGUCUGAAAAAUUAAAAUGCUUCUUCAGUAUGCACCAGCCACAAUGGGCAGGCUUUGCAACUGUAUGUGCAUCUUUUUUAAAUGCUUCCCCCUCACAACCCCAACCCCUUAUGUGGGACAAAACUCAGCAGAUGGGUCACUUUCUGCUUAAAUCUUGAAAAACUGCUCUGUCUGGUUCCUCGCCAAGCUGUUUUAAAUUAGCUCUCAAUGAAUUUAGGCCCCAAUCCUGACUCUUGUACACAUGCUUACCUGGAACUCAAACUACAAAGGUAAAGCACAUGGCUGGAGGGUAGGAGUCAUAGAUUUUAAAAAGCAUUGAUAAGGAAACAAGUCAACUCUAAAUUUGGCACUGCCGUUCACAGCAGUAAUCAGACCAUUACCUGUUGUUCCUGCCCCCUUGCCUACAUAUUGUGUCUGCUUCAUGCAGGAAAAUACCCUUGGACACCCAUUUCACUAAACCUGUUUUACUGGAGAAGCAGGAUUUGGAUGAGGCUAAAUAUAUUUAAAGAAAAACCACUGUGAUCUGUUUCUUUGAUGCCUUCAAGCCAGAGCUGGCCUCUUCUUGCUUCUGAAGUCAGCAGCUCCUCAUGCUGCAGUUUGAGAUCUGUCUCCCUGCCAAAAGUCAAGUAGUUCAUGAUGUUGAAUGGCCUUUUAUACUGGUAAAGAAGUCUUGUCUACCUACUUCCUUGUCACCCGCCUCUUUGAAAGUCUAAUCAAAUCCUUACCAAGAAUAAACCAGUCCAUGGCAUGAGACUCAUGAAGUUUUAAUUAAAGCUUUACACGUUUCAGUGGUCAUUGUCAUUAGUGAGUUCACAGUGCUGAAGAGGCAACAUUCUCAUCUGGCUUUUUUUCUCUGCAGCUUGACAGGGAGGUGGUUUGUGUCAUUGAAUGCCCCUUUUCUCCUGCAUAGUUUAACAGCACAGUAUUGUGUUAAAACCAUAGGUUUCAAUUACAGCAAGAAAUGCCAGCGUUAAACCGCUUUACAGGAAAUUCACUAUACAGAAGUGCUGCGACUAAACUUUGUAGUCAAGUGCAAAAGAGCCAAGUUCAGUGUAAGUGUGCAGUUGG